AUGAAAACCACUCUCAGCCUCGGAUUCCUACUCCUCACCACCGGACCUCUCGUGUCAGCGGCCGUGGAACCACAGGGAAAUUCUGUCGAAUGCUGGAACCGAAUGUGCCGAACAACGUGCUAUCCUUCGUCCGAUUACCGACAUGGAAUUCCCUCAGGGUUAAAGGUCAAGAACGGGGAGAAACAGAACUGGUGCUAUCUCAAGGUUGGGAACUGGAACGAGAAGGGGGAGACGAAAUUCUGCUCCCGGCAUCGGUGUACGAAUUUGGACCCUCAUAAUGAGUGUCUGGAUAAGGAUGAUGAUCCGGUUUUGGGAGGGUGUGGUGUGAAUGGGUCGUGA
This is a messenger RNA of Aspergillus candidus, 339 nucleotides long. RefSeq lists its product as uncharacterized. The transcript is spliced from 2 exons. The coding region runs from base 1 to 339 and encodes 112 amino acids. NCBI's taxonomy places the organism in Eukaryota, Fungi, Ascomycota, Eurotiomycetes, Eurotiales, Aspergillaceae. The record is from RefSeq and is a predicted model, not a curated record.